Vicugna pacos (alpaca) is the source of this 1733-nucleotide messenger RNA. Lineage: Eukaryota; Metazoa; Chordata; Mammalia; Artiodactyla; Camelidae. The record is from RefSeq and is a predicted model, not a curated record.
UCUCCGCCCACGGCUGGUCCCUGGUGGGAAGGGGUGGACGGCUCGAGGGUGAGAUUUGCGCUGCUUCCAGGGGAUUUCCCAGAGUUCCACCCACUUCCAUAGAAUGUCAUCCCCGGAGGGAAGGACAGAUGAGGAGACGGAGGCCCCCGUGGGCCCUGGACCAGCAGUGAGACAAAGCUAGUUGGGGUCUUCUGACUCCAGGACCAACAGCCGAGUGGCCGAAGAUGGUGGACUACCUGGCGAACACGGAGAUCAACAGCCAGCGCAUCGCCGCGGUGGAGAGCUGCUUCGGGGCGUCGGGGCAGCCGCUGGCGCUGCCGGGGCGGGUGCUGCUGGGCGAGGGCGUGCUGACCAAGGAGUGCCGCAAGAAGGCCAAACCGCGCAUCUUCUUCCUAUUCAACGACAUCCUGGUGUACGGCAGCAUCGUGCUCAACAAGCGCAAGUACCGCAGCCAGCACAUCAUUCCGCUGGAGGAGGUGACGCUGGAGCCGCUGCCCGAGACCCUGCAGGCCAAGAACCGCUGGAUGAUCAAGACGGCCAAGAAGUCCUUCGUGGUGUCAGCCGCCUCCGCGACCGAGCGCCAGGAGUGGAUCAGCCACAUUGAGGAGUGCGUGCGGCGGCAGCUGCUGGCCACGGGCCUGCAGCCCAGCACGGAGCACGCGGCGCCCUGGAUCCCCCGACAAGGCCACCGCUUCCUGCUGCCGCGCCUCUCGCCCAAGCCCCUGCGCGUCUGCAGCCUCUGCUUCCGUGAGCUGGCCGCCCAGAAGCGGAAGGAGGAGGAGGAGGAGGAGCAGGGCUCCCGGCCCCCCGGGCAGCCAGCCUACCUGGCCGGGGCCGUCUGCGGGGCGUCCAGCGGAGAAGAUGACGACUCGGACGAGGACAAGGAGGGCAGUGGGGACGGAGACUGGCCCAGCCGCGUGGAGUUCUACGCCUCCGGCGUCUCCUGGUCAUCCUUCCACAGCUGACGCCGGGUCUGCAGGCCUGAGGGAGGGCUCCCCUAUGCAUUUUGGCAUCUAAGCAGAUGCCACUGCCCAGGCCCCUACGAGGGCAGAGUUCCCGAAGCCACUUAGUGCCCUUAAGACUACUCCACAACACCCAACCCAUGGGUGGCGGGCACAGAGGGAGUGGCUCCUUUUCCCUGAACCCUCAGUGCCUUUGUUUGGACAUGGGCUUCCUUCUAGUUCUACUCCAGGUAAUUUUUCAUUUAGCAAACCACAAACACUUAGGCCUCUCGGGAACAAACACCAUUUCUCAGCCCUUAUGAGCCUUAGCUCCAGACCACCCCAGGCACCUUUAGGGAACAGAGAGAAGAUAGGACUGGAGUGAGGUCCCCUCCUCUCUGAAGCCUUGAACCACAGCACCUGGCCCUGCCCCCCUGCAGGGAAGACUGUGGGUCCUGAGAGACCUCGGGGAAACCAGCGCCUGCCUGCCCUCCUUUCAGGUCAGGUAUGUGGGCCCGCUCAGAGCCAGGCAAGAGGCUGCCAUGCUGUGGGUGCCUGUGAGGCCCAGGGACUGCAGCCUGAGCUCCCCACAGUCCAGGGCAGCCUGCCAAGGCCACUGGCCCCAUCUCCCAUCUCUCCAGGUGUCUAAGGCCUCUCAGUCCUGUCCUCAUCCCUCCCUGUGCUGGGGAAAGCAGUAUCUUUCCACUGGGACUCUUAAUUGCAAGUGACAGAAACCCUACCCAGACUGACUUAAUAAUAAAAAGAAAGUUUAUUGUCUCGUGUGGUUGAAAA